This is a messenger RNA of Glycine soja, 878 nucleotides long. RefSeq lists its product as uncharacterized. Gene Ontology annotation, molecular function: enzyme inhibitor activity. Bases 71 to 625 code for a protein of 184 amino acids. The record is from RefSeq and is a predicted model, not a curated record. The transcript has a single exon. Lineage: Eukaryota; Viridiplantae; Streptophyta; Magnoliopsida; Fabales; Fabaceae. Gene Ontology annotation, biological process: negative regulation of catalytic activity.
GUGCACAACACAGGAAACCAACUAAAUUCUGAGAAGAAGAAAAACAUUCAUUCUUUUCCAUUAAGAAAAAAUGGAACGCUCUACAAAACUCUUCUCGGCGGCGUUGGUUCUCUUCGUGGUUGUGGUGGCACACCGGGCAGCAGCCUCACAGGAUCUAAAAGGAAAGAAGCUAAUCAACAAGGUAUGCACAAUCGCCCCAAGCAGAGACCUCUGCGUUCAAAUCCUCUCAUCGGACCCAAUAAGAAGCCCUAACGCAGACCUCAAGGACUUGGCUGUUAUCUCCCUUAGGGUUGCUGCCAGAAACGCUUCCGGCAUCCUCAGCGACACCAAAAUGUUGAUCGACGACGACAACCUAGACCCCGACGUCCAACAAGGUUUGGCUGAUUGCAAGGAGACAAUCUUGGACGCCGAGAGCCAGCUCGAGGACACCAUUGCUUCUUUGUUGGUUGGUUCCGACACCGACGCACAGGUUUGGCUCAAGGCUGCCGUGGCCGCAAUCGACACCUGCGACGCUUCCAUUCCCGGAGACGACGACGUUCUCUCCGUCAAGAGUGCCAUGUUCCGCAGGCUGUGCAACAUUGCCAUUGCCAUCAGCAAGCUCUUGAACAAACCACUUAAAUUCUAAACUUGUCGAUUGUCGUCCUUUCCUUUAACUGGUUUUUUCUUCAUCAUCCUGUGUCGAUCAUAAUCUGAAUAUCUUCCUUAAUUUUAUUUACGGUGUUAACACUGCAUGCUGCCCGAGUUUUUUCCUUUUCCUUUUUGUGUAGUAAGUAGUUUGUUACGUGAGAAAAGGAGGGCUCGCGAAAUGUCACUGCUUAAGAACACACAUGCAAACAGCGAUAAUGAUAGGUCUUGCAGGCUAAUUACUUCUGUGUGAA